AUGGAAAGCGGCCAGAAGCCCUACACGCAGCUCCCCGAUAGCCUGGAUAUGGAGCCGCUGCCGCAGGGUGCCACCGUGGUGCCGGUACCACCGGCCGUCCUGCCAGCCACCCUGCCACCCCGGGACUUCCUCGCCUGGUCCCUCGGCAGCCUCAUGUACUUCAACUGCUGCUGCCUUGGCCUCAUGGCCGUCAUCUUCUCCAUCAAGUCCAGGGACCGCAAAAUGCUCGGCGACCACAGCGGCGCCCUCAGCUACGGCUCCACCGCCAAAGGCCUCAACAUCUGUCGCUAG
Messenger RNA from Tinamus guttatus (white-throated tinamou), 291 nucleotides. Its product is annotated as dispanin subfamily A member 2b-like. Gene Ontology annotation, cellular component: plasma membrane. The record is from RefSeq and is a predicted model, not a curated record. Lineage: Eukaryota; Metazoa; Chordata; Aves; Tinamiformes; Tinamidae.